This is a messenger RNA of Leptidea sinapis, 915 nucleotides long. RefSeq lists its product as uncharacterized. The transcript has a single exon. The record is from RefSeq and is a predicted model, not a curated record. NCBI's taxonomy places the organism in Eukaryota, Metazoa, Arthropoda, Insecta, Lepidoptera, Pieridae. Bases 1 to 915 code for a protein of 304 amino acids.
AUGGAUAAUAAUAUGCAAUUAUUCUUUGACCAGAUGAAAAUUGAGAUGGCAAAACAAACAAAAGAGAUUAUUUCACAGAUAGAUGAAAAACUAGUGCCUUUUACUCGUGAAAUUGAACAAUUAAAAUCGGAAAAUAAAUACUUAAAAGAUAAAAUUUGUUCAUUGGAAAGAGGCAAUAGAGCAAACAAUUUAAUCAUAUAUGGUCUAAAAGAAAUCGAACAAUCAUCGUCUGAACUUGUAAAAAAUUUGAAAGAAAAAAUAAGUAGUGAUCUCGAUAUUUCUCUCAACCUCAAAGACUUUAAUUUAGCACGAAGGAUAGGGAAUCCAAAUAGUAAAAAUAAGAAGGAAAGGCCAGUAUUAGUUUCAUUUGUAAACAAUUGGCAGAAACGUGAUAUUCUGAAAGACAAAAAAAAAUUGAAAGACAUACAUAUUUCCGAAGAUUAUCCAAAAGAAGUCUUAGAUAAGAGAAGAGAAUUACACCCGAAGCUUUUAGAGGAAAGGAAUAAUGGCAACUACGCCGUCCUAAACUAUGACAAACUUAUCGUCAAUAAAAGUAUGACUGGAAGUGAAAAACGCAUAAGAAACUAUUCUACCUCUCCUGCUACUAAUAACCAACUAAAGAAGCAAAACGCUAUAUUAUAUGAUAAACUAAAAAUAGGAGACAAAAAUAACACAACAGCCAAAAAUAAAAGAAUGCUUUCAACGUCUCCUGAAACCAACCUCACCGGGCAUAACGAAAUUAGAACGUUGACUAGCAAGAAGAACAAGACUCAAAAUACUGAUUCCCAGAUGAAAUAUAAAAGAUCAUCUAGUCUGCCAGAGGACGUCGGAAAACCAGGGAUCCUGAACUUUCUGACUACCAAAACCCCAAAUAGCGCACCCGGAAAAAGGGACAAUAACAAUGAAAAAUAUUAG